Exophiala dermatitidis NIH/UT8656 is the source of this 3708-nucleotide messenger RNA. RefSeq names its product phosphatidylinositol glycan, class O. The transcript is spliced from 2 exons. The record is from RefSeq and is a predicted model, not a curated record. Gene Ontology annotation, molecular function: mannose-ethanolamine phosphotransferase activity. Gene Ontology annotation, cellular component: endoplasmic reticulum membrane. Lineage: Eukaryota; Fungi; Ascomycota; Eurotiomycetes; Chaetothyriales; Herpotrichiellaceae. Bases 184 to 3249 code for a protein of 1021 amino acids. Gene Ontology annotation, biological process: GPI anchor biosynthetic process.
CUUUCUGCUGCCGCACUGAAAAGGAAGAAGUGGGAGCAAUCAAGCACGAACAGAACACAACUCAGCUCUGUGCAGUGCAGUCGUGUUGUGCGGUCUACCCAUUUGUUCCUAUGUCUUUCCAAUAACAACCUACUUACAAUUCGCUCUUUAUGAUCUCUUCGUCGCAACCCUAAGCGCAGGGUCAUGGUCAGUCAUGUUGACUCGAGCCCGCAAGCUGGCUUUGCUGAGGUUGGGUCUGGGACGCCGGUGAAAGCACCAGGAAGCAAGGAGGAACGCACACGCCGGAACAUCAUUUCCUUCAAGGUGACCCAUGUUCUGGUCACUGUCCUCCUCCUAUGGUUGACCGCUGUGCACAUAAUAGGCAUUGUGUUUUUUGCCAAAGGCUUCCUCCUUACACGACUGGUCUUGGAUAACAAGUCAGAGUGUGGAAUUCUCCCGGACGGGCAACCUUCCCAAAUUUCAGACGGAUGCUGGCAUCCUAAGACGUUCGACCGAGCGGUGAUACUCGUGGUUGACGCCCUACGAUACGAUUUUACUAUUCCCUCCAGUCGCGUAUUUGACGAGUCGCAGCAAAAGAACUAUCUUGACAACUUGCCUCUUUUGUACGAGACCGCCGUUUCUCGCCCAGACCAUGCUAUCCUCCUUCCAUUUAUCGCUGACCCGCCCACGAGUACUCUACAAAGGUUGAAGGGAUUGACUACCGGCACACUCCCCACCUUUAUUGACGUCGGCUCCAAUUUCGCGGGCAUGGCAAUUGAGGAAGACAACAUAGUUUGUCAGCUGAGAGAUGCGGCUAAAACAGUUGUACACCUUGGAGAUGACACAUGGCAAGCGUUAUUCCCGGGAUAUUUCGACCCGAACAUGACACAUCCUUAUGAUUCAUUGAAUGUCUGGGACCUACAUACAGUUGACAAUGGAGUUAUCCAACAUAUUAUGCCUCUGCUUGACCAAUCUCCCAGGCAAUGGGAUGUUAUUUUUGGACAUUUCCUCGGGGUUGAUCAUGCUGGCCAUCGAUACGGGCCUGACCACCCAGCUAUGGCAGCAAAACAGCGUCAGAUGGACAACGUUUUACGGGAUAUAAUGCAUAAGAUUGACGAUGAUACGCUUCUCGUUGUUAUGGGCGAUCAUGGUAUGGAUAGUAAAGGAGACCAUGGCGGCGAGUCUGACGACGAAGUUGAGGCUGCUCUGUGGAUGUACUCCAAGCGGCCUAGAUUUGGGCGAACGGAUACUGCCUCCCACCUUCCCCCGGCGACGGCCAAAGAACGUCCCGUGGGCCAGAUUGACCUGGUCUCCACCCUUUCCAUCCUGCUGGGACUGCCAAUACCUUUCAACAACCUCGGCAGACCCAUCGCGGAAGCAUUCUUAGGGCCGGAAGGGAUCGAUUGGAAAAAUCUCGUGGCCGUCGAGGCCCUCGUACAGAGCCAAAUUGCAAGGUAUCAGAAUCACUAUUCUGGUUCUCGAGAUCUUGGUCCCGAGGACGAAUCAUCCCAGCUUCAGCGCAAAUAUCUCGCACACUUUCACGAUUCUGCCGCGAACGGCAAAUGGGAGGACGCACAUCACGCUUACGUCGACUGGCAUGACGGAGUGAUCUCCAUGUAUCGAAGGCUAUGGGCAAACUUCAACCUUGAAAAUAUGUUUCUCGGAAUCGCCAUCUCCGGUCUUGGCCUCGGAUUGCUGUUCCUUUUUUCUCGGAUGACAACAGGCGACAUAAUCAGUGCCGCCCCAGGACUCCUCAAAAGUGCAGGUGUUGGGACGGCUUUUGGAGCUGCCACUGGCCCAGCACUGGGCCUUCUCUUGCCGUCCUUUUUUUCUAUCGCGACGGGUUCACUCCUUGGCGCGGUUGUUGGUGGAAUGAUAACGGCAGCUGUCUGGACGUUUCGAAACCAAUUUGUUACCGGAUCCUGCCUGCCUUCUUUCUGGGGCUGCAUGGGACUUGUUUUCUGUCUCACGCAAUCGGCAGGUUUUGCUUCUAAUUCGUACACCAUCCAUGAAGACACCAUCCUCCUGUUUUUUCUCGCUUCUUUCGGCAUCAUAUCAAUAAUGUCGUCCCUCAGACAAGCAUCGACCACCGAUAAGGUGCUUGGAACAUACCAGUCGGUCCUGUUCGUACUUCUGACCCGGCUUGCAUCCUUCUCGCGGCUGUGCCGUGAGGAGCAGAUGCCAGGGUGCCGCUCGACAUUCUACGCUUCCUCCAACUCGUCUACUUCGGCGCCCUGGCAAUUGCUUAUACCAUACUCAGUGGCACUAAUUCUCCCUGAAAUCAUCAAAGCAUUCUACCGUGGGACUGCUUCGUACGCAGGGUUGGCCGGAUUCUGUAUUGGUUUCAGUCUCCGCAUGGGCUUACUGCUUGUGGCUAUUUACUGGACAAUCGAUGCCGCGGAUAAUGGGGGAUGGCUCAUGGACCGGAUUUCUUCGACUACGUUUAAGACAGCCAGCAUCACGUUGGCUAGAUGCACUCUCGCCAUUGCUCUUCCCGUCGGCAUUGGUACAUUUGUGUGGGCAAAGCCGUGCAUCGACAUAUCUAUCGAUGAGCCCCGAGGCGGCAUGGGUAGUCCAGGGGCGCCUUCUCGACCUCGAUUGACCGUCUACGGCUACGCCAACGUCUAUGGAAGUCGAUACUUUCUCAUGAUCCCCAUGCUUAUGUUGGCAAUCGCACUGCUUCUACCCCCAAUGGGCCAGUUCUCGAUUGGCAUUUGUACCUGGCAGAUUCUCUGCCUCCUCGAGAUUCUUGAUACGAACGGGUUGACAGUCUCGGCCAGGCACAAGUCUAGCAUUGGACCAAUUGUACUGGCACUGCUGGGGUCGUACCACUUUUUCAAGACCGGCCAUCAAGCAACACUGGCCUCAAUUCAAUGGAACUCGGCUUUUGUACCUUUGCGCACCAUUCAGUAUCCCUGGUCACCGCUCUUGGUAGUAUUGAAUACAUUUGGCGCACAAAUCAUAUGCGCAGCAGCGGUUCCUCUGACGGUGCUAUGGAAGCGGCCGACGGGCAAUGCUGGAGUGCGAGGGCUGUGGAACGACGUGUUGAAUGCUUGCCUGACACAUGCCCUGUACUAUGCGACCAUCCAACUAGCAACGACUAUGUGGGCGGGCCAUCUCAGACGGCAUCUGAUGCUGUACAGAGUGUUUAUGCCACGAUACCUGAUGGCAUGUGUAGUGCUUCUUAUCGUGGAUGUGGUAUUAGUGGUGGCAGCUUUACCAGCUGUAAGGGUGGUCGGUCUCAGCGUCGGCGAAGUGUUUGGGUACUGAGCAACGGACACCCCCAAUUCAGGCUGUACAAAAUAUCAACGUACGCUGUACAUUAUUACAUAUUGCACCACUGUGGCAGACUAUGCUACCUUGGUACUUCAAGAGGAAGGGGGCAUGCAGCAGAGAUGCAUGUCACUGGAUACCUUAAGGUCCUCUUUUUCUGACACGGUGAGCAUUGUCUGCCAAUGAUCUCGCUCAGCGAUUGUCGGCUCUGGCUAGCUGGUGGUCUUGCGCUUUCUACUCCUAGUAUGGAUUUCCCGCCCAUCUCAUGGUCACCUUUCGUCCGACAGUUGUAUCCCGCGCCAACUGUCUACGGGUUAUAUGCUCGCUCGCUUUUGAACGACCGAAAGCAGAGAGAUUUAGUCGCGCUCAGGCUCCUUACAACACGCUUAGUAAGAAUAGAAGGUUUUCGUCAGGUACUGCUGUCUGAAUAGAGCAUAAAUCCGAUGGGGAAGUCGG